ACUACGACAAUGGGUCUCCAACGAGCCUAAACUAAUCGAGUCGUUAAGGAAACUAAAUAACACCGAUCACAUAGCUCUAGACGCGGUAGAAGAAAAGAAAACCUUAGGUUUAUAUUGGAAUGCCAAUAAGGAUACGUUAGGAUACUCGUUAAAGCAGGCCCCAGCAAAGCAAAAAAUUACAAAACGCACGAUUCUCGCGAGGGUCGCACAGUUAUUUGACCCGCUCGGUUUACUGGGUCCAAUAAUUGUGCAGGCAAAGUUAAUUAUGCAGGACCUAUGGAAAUGUCAGGUAGAAUGGGACGAAGACGUACCGAUCGGCAUUCGCACCGCGUGGACGACCUUCCAUUCGCAGUUACAAAAUAUACGCCAAAUUCAAAUCCCUCGACGCGUUAUUGCAGACAAUGCCAAAAACGUGCAAUUACACGGCUUCUGUGAUGCAAGUGAGCGAGCUUACGGAGCCUGUAUAUAUAUUAGAAGCACAGACGCAUCACAUCAUUAUACCUCUCAGUUGUUAUGUUCAAAAUCGCGUGUAGCUCCUUUAAAAACUCAAUCAUUGCCAAGAUUAGAAUUGUGUGCUGCGGCGUUGUUAACUAAAUUAUACAAUGUAGUGGUAAAAACACUAAAAAUCAAGUUCCAAACCAUUACAUUUUGGUCAGACUCAACUAUAGUCCUUCAUUGGAUCAAGACCGCACCACACACACUUAAACCUUUCGUUGCCAACCGCGUAAGCGAAAUUCAAAAGGAUAGUAGGUACAACCAAUGGCGCCACGUACCAUCAGAAUGCAAUGCAGCAGACGUAUUGUCACGUGGAUUAAAUCCAACUGACAUAAUAAACCACCCCACUUGGUAUCGCGGACCACAAUGGUUAUCUCAGUCAGAGGACACAUGGCCGUAUCUUGAGAUACAGCCAAUAGAAAUUCCCGAAAAACGAACGGUGAUAGUUCUAAAGAUAACAACACAAACAGAUUUAACGUUGCUCGAGAAAUACUCGUCAUUUACUACACUUAAACGCGUUAUGGCAUAUUGUUUACGAUUUAUAAACAACACACGACAACAGAAGAAACACACGGGUCAUCUCACCACUAACGAAUUGACACAAGCUACGGUAAAAAUAAUUGCACUUGUUCAGAAGAUUGCAUUCCCCCACGAGAGGCAGGAAAUACUGAAAUCAUUAACUCACACUCAGAAAAACAAAUUAGCAGCGCUUGAUCCAUUUAUUGAUGCCAAUGGAAUCAUUAGAGUCGGUGGGAGAUUAAAACAUUCAACAAUCCCACACGAAUCAAAGCAUCCAGCAAUUUUACCACACUAUCAUCACAUCACAAAUUUAAUUAUACGCGAAGUACAUAUUAAACAUGGGCAUAGCGGAAUGCAAAGCACGCUCAACGCGGUAAGACAAGCGUUUUGGCCGAUUAACGGGAGGGUCAUAGUAAAAUCGAUCAUUAAGAAAUGCGUAACGUGUCACAGAAUGAAACCUGCAAUUCCACGUUACCCUAUGGGACAACUUCCAGGUAACAGAGUCAAGUUUAUUCGACCAUUCUUAGUGGCUGGUGUCGAUUAUUGCGGGCCACUAUACAUCAAAGAAAAGAAACACCGGAAUACGAAAAAAAUUAAAACGUACGUGGCAAUUUUCGUUUGCUUUAGCACAAAGGCAGUUCAUAUAGAGCUCGUAAGCGACCUAACAUCGGAAGCUUUUCUUGCAGCCUUAAAAAGAUUCUUUGCACGACGGGGAAAAUGUACAGAUAUAUAUAGCGACAACGCAACUACAUUCACCGGAGCGGAUCGUGAAUUAAAGGCAAUUCACAAAACCUUGACCGUCGACACGAAUAAUAAUGUACAUAAAUAUUUAGUAAAUAAUGGCAUUAACUGGCAUUUUAUUCCUCCUCGGGCUCCUCAUUUCGGCGGGUUGUGGGAAGCUGCAGUAAAAUCAUGUAAACGCCAUCUCUUUCGCAUCAUGGGCAACAACUUAUUUACGUUUGAGGAACUAUCAACCUGUCUAAUCGAAAUAGAAGCCAUAUUAAAUUCAAGACCUUUAACUCCACUAUCUUCCGACCCAAAUGAUUUAACUCCUUUAACACCUGGCCACUUCCUAAUCGGUGACUCAAUAACAAGCACCCCGGUGUGCGACCUUACUAGUUUGAAGGCAGGACGAUUAUCGUCCUGGCAACAGGUACAACAAAUCCGACAACACUUUUGGAAACGAUGGUACAAGGAGUACCUCAAUGAACUCACCGUUCGGAAAAAAUGGCAUCAUGCAACCACCCGCAUCAUCAAGGAAGGCAUGUUGGUGAUGCUAAAGGACGACAACGCACCACCCCUCCAUUGGCCCAUGGGACGUAUCAUAUCCAUCCAUCCAGGAGAAGAUGGGAUCAUUCGUGUAGUUACAGUAAAAACUAUUCAUGGAGAAUAUAAGCGUAGCAUAAAAGGCAUCGCGCCAUUGCCGAUAGAUUAUCCGGAGACAUUAGAAUCUUAGAAACUAUGAUAUUAAAUUUAGAGAUAAGGCAACUAGUAUAAUAAGACACUUAAAACACACGACAAACACAUACCACACAUCGUUUUUUAUCUCGCCAAUCACAUAUCUGAUUAUUGAACUAAAUAGUUCAAGGGGGGCGGCAUGUUGAGCCCCAACACAGGUAGCUCCAGAAGGUCGUAGCAGCCGAGCAUUUUUAGGCUCGGCAAUUACCACUCUUCGCGACCAGUAUUGCCCCAUAAAAACUUGACCUUUCCAACAGCUGCACAUCACGUACCCAUCACCGCAAUAAACCCAUUACCUGCUAGCCCUAACCGAACAACAUUUCCCAAAAUAUUUAAACAUUCAAGCUCCGCCUCAAGACCAUUUUCAGAUCCACCCUCACAACACAACCGACCAAUCCUAAUUCUUACAAUCCACCUUUCCCCAAAAUAUCAGCAGCCAAUCCCAACCUUAACCUCCUCGACAACGACGCUAACACACAUCCAUCAGACCAGAACUCAGACAGAACUCAGACAGAACUCAGACAGAACUCAGACAGAACUCACCGAGAAACAGCAAAUACCACUCACUACACUCUACGAUUGUAUAUAUAUUGUUUUAUAGUAAACAUUAAAACAUUGUUACAAAAGGUGUGUUAACCUCAGUCUAAAAUCUUAUCACAUCACGACUCUUCGUGCAUUAAGUUGAACGAGGAAUAGCGAACGCAAACGAUCCGUUGAACCACGGACAGAUCGUCAUCCUGCGUCGCAACAGCACCACUAUGUGGAUCGAUGAACUUCAUCUUGUGGUUCACGAUUAAAUGUGUAUAUCCUUCCUCACUGAGGCAAUUAUAAGCUUUCCAUCGAUCUGACAUAAUUGUUGAACCUGGUUCAAUUCUUUUUUUAAUUACCCGACGUAAAGUCUCAGACGAUCUAUUCGGAACUGGUCUAAUAAAUAAAGGUUUCGUCGUUCGUUCGAAGCCACCAAAAAUCUACUGUCCACUAAGAAGACUUUCUUUAUUAUAUUUACGUUUUCCGAUUUUUGCCUCGUCAAUUUCAACUAUUAUUCAACAUUUUUACCUCCGACUUGGACUCAGGUUUUUUCCAUCCAUAAAACGCAUAACUCUCGGCAAAGACUUGCCCAGUCGACAACUGUUUUUGAUGAUAGAUCAAGUUCAUUUUCAAGAAAAACUUGUCGCGGCGGUCUAAACAUCAGAUGGUAUCCAAUAAAACGGCAGACAUUUUAAACAGGAAGGUGCGAUUGUUCGAACCAAGAAUUUUUGUAUGCACUAAUCUUUAAAUUGUAUUGUAUUUUAAGACGUUUUUUAUUUCGGUUUUUAAUAUAAGAUGUUGAAUGACAUGAAAACAUUAAGUUUUCUCGGUCAAAUUUCAUUUUUUUCCCACACUUAAUGCAAUUGGUAGCAUCGUGGAGCACUUUCCGUGUAAUUAAGAAAUCGACUAAUUUGUUAUAAUCAUUGCAUGUGUUCAAAAAUUCAUAUAACUUCAUUUUAAGUACUUGUAAUAAGGCACUCAAUAAUCACUGAUGCCAAGAUAAUAAUCCAAACACGACUGUAAACGCCGAACAGGUCCGUGAAAUACCGUAUCUGUAACUGCUUGCAAACAUAGUGUCACGUAAAACUUUAAUCAUAAUAUUUACACCAUAUUAACUUUGUACAAACCAGAUUUCGAUAUUAACACAUUGAAUUCCGUCUAUGCAUAGAUGUGACAGUUUAGGUUAGACUAUGAUUACAAGGAAUUUCGUAUGCGUUUAAAUUGUCAUGUAGGUACGUGUGUGGUAUACGUUUUCUGGAUCGCGGAUAUUAAUCGCGGAGGUCGAAAAGCUAUAGAUAUAACGAGUGACCUUUUUUAACACGGUAUUGAUGGUUUAUAUUUCUUCAAUCUCUAGAUACAUAAUACCAUAUUCGGCCGACACCCAACGACUCACGGUUCAAAGACAAUCGAUGACUCAUUUUUUUUUAUCUGAAAAAAUACAAAAACCCAAAUACUGCAACACAUAAAAACAGACAGUGUUGAUAUAGGCAUUUUGGGGGCAUAGCUCCCAAACUGCAUCCUUAAAAAUAACAUCCCUCACACAUGGAAGUUACUGGGUGCGUUAACAGUCUCGCUGGAAAAUUGUUUUCCAUUUAACGAUCCGUUUACUAGGAAUGUUCCGAAAAGUCAACCGUUUUAUUUUUUGCGCCGCAGGACUCACAGGAAGAAGUUCCAUAUUCUUGUUUUUUGUUGCAGGAAAAAAAAAUGUCUGAAACUGUGGCUUUAAACCGACAG
Molecule: messenger RNA, 4734 nt
Organism: Colletes gigas
Lineage: Eukaryota; Metazoa; Arthropoda; Insecta; Hymenoptera; Colletidae
Exons: 1
Coding region: 266-2470 (734 amino acids)
Biological process (GO): DNA integration
Molecular function (GO): nucleic acid binding
Source: RefSeq, a predicted model, not a curated record